AUUUACAUUGGCAUUGGCAUUGCCAAGUCGAUUUCCCAGCCGUUCAGCAUUAUUAAAGUUUUCCAAUUGACAAUUUUCGGCUAUGACUGUCUCAUACACCGCUGAGGUGGCAACCUGCAGUCACUUUGGCUGUUUCUGGAAGCUUUUGAUGAGAUGGCGCGCGAGCAUCUACAAGAUUAUUUGGGUGGAUCUGCUGGCAUUUCUGUGCUGCUAUUACCUAAUGGCCAUGGUAUACCGCUAUGCGCUCAGGGAAAAAGAUAAGCCUAUUUUUGAGGACAUUGUGAUGUACUGUCACAGCUAUAGCAACCUGAUUCCGCUCUCCUUCGUCUUGGGCUUUUAUGUGGGCAUAAUCAUAGAGCGCUGGUGGAGUCAGUACAUCACGGUUCCUUGGCCCGAUCCAUUGGCGGUUUACGUAAGUGCCCUGGUUCGUGGGCAAGAUGAACAUGGUCGCCUGAUGCGACGCACUAUCAUGAGAUAUGUGUGUUUGGCCUUGACCAUGGUGCUGUCGAUGAUAUCGCCAGUUAUUAAGCGUCGUUUUCCCACCUACGACCAGCUAAUCGAAGUGGGUCUGCUUAAUGCAAAUGAGGCAAACAUCAUUAGGGCAAUGGAUGCCAAGUUUCCCAAGCAUCCCAAGUACUGGAUGCCCAUCGUUUGGGCUGCCAGCAUCGUGACAAGGGCCAGAAAAGAGGGACGCAUCUGGGAUGACUUCUCACUGAAGUCCAUGAUCGACGAACUGAACAAAUUCCGAGCCGGAUGCAAUAUGCUCAUCCACUACGAUACGAUCUCAGUGCCACUGGUCUACACGCAGGUCGUAACCCUGGCCGUUUACUCGUACUUCGUGGCCUCCAUUUUCGGUCAUCAGUGGAUCGAUCGAGACACUAAACAGUACAACAAUGUGGUCGGUUACUAUUUUCCGCUAUUCAGCACCCUGGAGUUUUUCUUCUUCAUGGGCUGGCUGAAGGUGGCCGAAACCUUGAUUUGUCCAUUCGGCGAUGAUGACGAUGACUUUGAACUGAACUGGCUGAUUGACCGCAACCUGCAGGUCAGCUAUUUGAUCGUGGACGAGAUGCACAACGACCAUCCGCAGCUGGUGAGGGAUCAGUACUGGGACGAGGUGUUCCCCAAUGAACUGCCCUACUUGGUGGAGUCUGAGAGGGCCGAACAUCCGGAGGCAUCCACCGCUCGACUGGGCAUCCCCAAGGUCAACCCCUUGCCCUCGGUGAAGAGCGAAGUCAGUAUGGAGAACGAUUACACCGAAUUCGACGACGAGGACGAAGCCAAUCCUGUUGUAAUGAUCCGAUUUGCCCAUCGCACUUUUGGCUUGAGCAAAAGUUCCGUUUCGGUAAAGAACUCAUCGGAUAGUCAAGAUACCCUGAGUUUGGACGACAUGGUCGGCGAACAUUUGGAAGGCGAGGUGGGUUCGAGAACUCUGGGCUCCGACAGCAAGGACGACUUCGAACGACUCAGGGAGACGCGAGAAAAGGAGCGUGUGAACCGGCAGCUCCAGCAGGCCGCCCUCGCCAUGGAGCUGAUGAAGGGAGACCUUGCUUCUAAUGUCGGAUCGGAAAAAGGGUCGAGUCAAACUGAUUUCCAGCAAAAGGAAUCGGCGACUCAGACCGACAGGAGCUACACCAGUCAGAGGAAGAAGGACGAAGACAAGGACAAGGACAAGAACAAGGACAAAGAGUCUGAGAAGAAAUAAUGAAUAUGAAGCAAUUAUAAUUGUAGAUUGUUGAUUAAUUUAUUAUUAAUUUAUCCAAAUCAUUUCAUUUUUAAA
Drosophila elegans is the source of this 1777-nucleotide messenger RNA. RefSeq names its product bestrophin-4. Lineage: Eukaryota; Metazoa; Arthropoda; Insecta; Diptera; Drosophilidae. The transcript is spliced from 4 exons. Gene Ontology annotation, molecular function: chloride channel activity. The coding region runs from base 83 to 1702 and encodes 539 amino acids. The record is from RefSeq and is a predicted model, not a curated record.